CAAGGUCGACAAUGCUUGACAGCAAGCUUCUCCAAUCCUUUCUCAGCUACAAAGAAUUCAGCCUUUCACUGGUGGUUUGGCCGAGAAGUGUCGAAUAUUGCAAAGGCUAUCCAUUCUAAGUUCGGCAUUAUGAACCCGGAGGCAGACGAGGUGCAAUCCGUUGCUGGGAGCUUACCGGAUAUGCGACCAGCAGCUGCCCCUACUAAACAGUCAUACAAGUCAUUCAAGAAGAAGUUUGCGAAAAUGAAGAUCAAGUUUGAACUUGAAAUGGGAGAGAAUAGCACCCUGAUUCGCGAAGAAUCUCGGAUCCAGGAGAUCUCCAAAAGGAUCCAGGAGCAAAACGAUCAGCUAUUGGAAGUACUUCUCGAGUUCAAUGAAAGCCUCCAGAUAGCGCCCAGCUUGCGAUACGAUCUCAGUGCUUCUGCGGACUCAAACCACCUGCCGUCUCCCAAAGAACAGUUUCCACUGUCAAACGACAUGCGCUUGGAUACCCUACGACUUUCGAAGGAGUUUGCGCCGGCAAUGCAGUACCACACCCUGUCAAAGAUCCCUCACACGAGUCUACAGACAGAGGCCAAUCGCACCGACGACGAGCUGGAGCACAAUCUCGGCUACCUCACUCCUGAACAUGAGACCGAAUAUUGUCUGAAUAUCGACGCAGGGCUAGGGGAUGAGUUGGCGGUUCGGCAACUUGCCCGGGUCUCUGAUAAGCCCACUCCUGCUGAGCGGGAACGAGAGAUUGCUUUGCGAAACCCUGUUUCGGUGCACAACUGGCUGCGAAGGAACCAAAGUCAUCUGUCUUUUAACGAGAAUGAAGUCGCAUCAGAGAAGUCCGGCCCUCGCCCUUCGAACCUCCGCUCCUCGAAGCGCGCUUCGACGCAAGCUCGCAAAGAGGAGGACGUCUAUGACGAAGACGGCAUUCUUCUCGAAGUCGGGCCUACACCCAAAGGUAAACGCAAGCGUGAUGAUGAUACGGGGUAUAGACCAAAGGGAGGUAGCAGUCGGAGCCGAAAGAAGAAGGACGACGCAGGCUCUACUGCCAAACAGGAUAUGGCGAUUACUAUUCUUCCUCCCGUUGUGGAGGAUGUCGAUGCGUCUCGUGGCUAUUCUGACGCCGAUUCCAUGUCGAUUGAUUCUGACGGCGGCGUCGAGCUUACAUCACAACCGAACAAGAAGCCUCGUCUGUUUGGCGACGGAAAAAUUGGAGCGGGAAUCGUCACUCCAGGAGAAUUGGUGACUGAUGAUCCGCAAUGGAUGAGAGGCCAUGGAACUUUCACGAACCCACUCUCGACGUCUAUCAUUGCUACGGUUGCUGGUACUGUCCACAAGACCAACAAGCUGCUUUCAGUGCAUCCCAUCCGAGCCCGCUACACCCCCGAGAUCGGCGAUCUUGUAGUCGGCCGCAUCGUCGAGGUCCAGUCCCGACGGUGGAAAGUGGAUGUGGCGGCUCCGCUGCUGGCCCAACUUCCCUUGUCAGCGAUCAACCUGCCUGGAGGAAUCCUGCGGCGCAGAACCAGUGCAGACGAGCUCCAGAUCCGCACAUUCUUCAGCGAAGGCGAUUUGGUCGUCGCCGAGGUGCAGAGCGUACACUCUGACGGGGCAGCGUCGUUACAUACUCGGUCGCUGAAAUACGGAAAACUACGGAACGGCGUGUUUCUCGCCGUGGCCGGCACAGGGGGCAGCGGCGCCUCCAGCUCGACUGUCAAGGGGGGCGCAGGUUCGGCAUCUUCGGCCGGUGCGACGGGUGUCGUCCGAUCGCGCAGACAGGUGUUCACCCUCCCGACAGCCAACGGCGGCGGUGAUGUAGAUAUCAUUCUGGGAGUGAACGGGUACAUUUGGAUCCAUAAGCACGCAGACGGCUCCGCCGCUGCCUCGUCGACCACGGAGAGUGUCUCGAUCACCCGCAUGGAGGAGAUGGUUUCCAGUUCGAUCUACUCGAGUCAGAAUGACGAGAUUGGCCCCCAGACUCGUCGAGAAAUCGCACGGCUGGCGCAGUGUAUCCGGGUCCUCGUUCAGGGCGGGGUUCCCGUGGACGAGGAAACGGUCACAACAGCCUACGAAGCAAGUCUACAAAUAGACCUGGAGAUGACGGACGAGGAUGAGGACGUGGAUGAACGGAGGAGAGAAGGCCGGGAAUACCUCGAAGGAACCCAGGCGAAGAAAAUCCUCGAUUUGGUUCUGCAGCGGAGGUGAUGAUAUUCUAAAAGAAAUGAAUGGAAGAUACCCUUUUC
Molecule: messenger RNA, 2231 nt
Organism: Penicilliopsis zonata CBS 506.65
Lineage: Eukaryota; Fungi; Ascomycota; Eurotiomycetes; Eurotiales; Aspergillaceae
Exons: 5
Coding region: 130-2193 (687 amino acids)
Biological process (GO): exonucleolytic trimming to generate mature 3'-end of 5.8S rRNA from tricistronic rRNA transcript (SSU-rRNA, 5.8S rRNA, LSU-rRNA); poly(A)-dependent snoRNA 3'-end processing; TRAMP-dependent tRNA surveillance pathway
Cellular component (GO): nuclear exosome (RNase complex); cytoplasmic exosome (RNase complex); Ino80 complex
Molecular function (GO): RNA binding
Source: RefSeq, a predicted model, not a curated record